Lotus japonicus is the source of this 2149-nucleotide messenger RNA. RefSeq names its product protein NRT1/ PTR FAMILY 6.3-like. Gene Ontology annotation, biological process: transmembrane transport; response to nitrate. Lineage: Eukaryota; Viridiplantae; Streptophyta; Magnoliopsida; Fabales; Fabaceae. Gene Ontology annotation, cellular component: membrane. Bases 137 to 1933 code for a protein of 598 amino acids. Gene Ontology annotation, molecular function: nitrate transmembrane transporter activity. The record is from RefSeq and is a predicted model, not a curated record. The transcript is spliced from 5 exons.
CAUAAACAAAUCCUAGUCAUCUAAGGCCAAAACCUUGGGCCUGGGGGUAUAUAAAGGCCAAAACCUGAAUCCCCUCUUCCAUACUCAUCCAACUUCCUUUUCUCUGCAGUAACCAACCAUCUUAACAGAGUUUCAUAUGUCUUUCUCUGCAAUGGGGACACUCCCUACAACACAAGGAAAAACCAUCCCAGAUGCGUGGGAUUACAAGGGCCGCCCUGCAGAGAGGUCCAAAACCGGUGGUUGGAUUGCAGCCGCCAUGAUUUUAGGAGGAGAAGUGAUGGAGAGGUUAACAACACUAGGUAUUGCUGUCAAUUUAGUGACAUAUUUGACGGGUACAAUGCAUUUGGGCAAUGCUGUCUCCGCCAAUGUUGUCACCAACUUCUUGGGAACCUCCUUCAUGCUCUGUUUAUUGGGUGGAUUUUUAGCAGAUACCUUUCUCGGAAGAUACCUCAAUAUCGCUGUCUUUGCAGCUGUUCAAGCAACUGGUGUUACUAUCUUGACGAUAUCAACUAUAAUUCCGAGCUUACAUCCUCCAAAGUGCAGUGAAGAUCACACUGCGCCAUGCGUGCAAGCAGACAGCAAUCAGCUGACGGUGCUGUAUUUAGCGCUUUACGUGACGGCGCUCGGCACCGGCGGGUUGAAAUCCAGCGUGUCAGGAUUCGGGUCAGACCAGUUUGAUGAUUCAGACGAUGAAGAGAAGAAGGGAAUGAUCAAAUUCUUCGACUGGUUCUACUUCUUCGUGAGCAUUGGGUCUCUGGCUGCAGUGACAGCUCUUGUUUACAUUCAAGACAACGUGGGGAGGAUAUGGGGUUAUGGAAUAUGUGCCUGUGCCAUUGUGUUCGCGCUAGUUGUGUUCUUGUUGGGGACCAAGAAGUACAGGUUUAAGAAACCGGUGGGGAGUCCACUGACUCAGAUUGCAGAGGUGGUUGUGGCGGCUUGGAGGAAGAGGCACUUGCAAGUGCCCUCUGAUUCUUCAUUGCUGUUUGAUGACGAUGAUGGCAUGUUAGAUGAAUCAGGAAAGACCAAGAAGCAGAGGUUGCCGCAUAGUGAGCAGUUCAGAUUCUUGGACAGAGCAGCAAUCAAGGACACAGAAAAUGCAGGUGGAAUCACAAAAAAGAAGAAAUGGUAUCUCACUACUUUAACAGACGUAGAAGAAGUAAAACAGAUCGUCAGAAUGCUCCCAAUUUGGGCCACCACCAUCAUGUUCUGGUCGAUCCACGCUCAAAUGACCACAUUCUCAGUCUCCCAAGCUACCACCAUGAACUGCCACAUCGGAUCAUUCGAAAUCCCCGCCGCAUCAAUGACUGUCUUCUUAAUCGGAACCAUCCUCUUAACUGUCCCCUUCUAUGACCGCUUCAUUGCUCCGGUGGCCAAAAAAGUACUCAAAAACCCACAAGGAUUCACCCCUUUGCAGCGCGUAGGUGUCGGUUUAGUCCUCUCCGUCAUAUCAAUGGUGGCGGCAGCGGUCGUUGAACUAAAACGGUUGAGAUUCGCUGAAUCACAUGGUUUUAUCGAUACUCCAAAGGCGAAGAUGUCACUGAGCGUGUUUUGGUUGGUCCCACAGUUCUUCUUUGUUGGGUCAGGGGAGGCAUUUAUGUACAUGGGCCAGUUGGAUUUUUUCCUUAGAGAGUGCCCUAAAGGGAUGAAAACCAUGAGCACUGGGCUUUUCUUAAGCACAUUGUCAUUGGGCUUUUUCUUUAGCUCAUUGUUGGUGACUAUAGUAAACAAGUUGACAGGCCCGAGUCAACCCUGGAUUGCAGAUAAUCUUAAUAGAGGGAGGCUCCAUGACUUUUAUUGGCUCUUGGCUAUUCUGAGUGCUAUAAAUGUGGUGAUUUAUUUGGGUUGUGCUAAGUGGUAUGUUUACAAGGAGAAGAGGCUUGCUGAGCAGGGUAUAGAAUUGGAAGAAACAGAUGUUGCUACUUUUCAUGCAUAGGAUAGGAGGAAUGAAAUGAAUUCUAUCUAUAAGCCAUUUUUUUCUUCCUCUUCUUUGUAACAAUAAUAACAUGCUGCUUUGCUUCCACUGUAUUAAUCUUAUCAAGUACUUGUUUCCUAAGGAUACCAGUUAAGAGACAUUUAAUAUAUACUGUUAAAUGUAUGUACUUAUUUAAAAAUUAAAAAGUAAAUGAAAGAAGUUUUUAUAUUGUGAGAA